Molecule: messenger RNA, 2183 nt
Organism: Ctenopharyngodon idella (grass carp)
Lineage: Eukaryota; Metazoa; Chordata; Actinopteri; Cypriniformes; Xenocyprididae
Gene: mif4gdb
Product: MIF4G domain containing b
Exons: 6
Coding region: 117-785 (222 amino acids)
Biological process (GO): regulation of translational initiation
Cellular component (GO): cytosol
Molecular function (GO): translation activator activity; RNA binding; protein binding
Source: RefSeq, a predicted model, not a curated record
AGACUAGGCGGCUGGUUGGUAGAUUCGUUUACGAGAGAGACAGACCGCAGGAAAAGAACCGAGGUGGAUUAAGAUAUGUGAAAACAUUUGGGUGUUUGCUUCUCAGGUUUUUAAAAAUGGAGAACUCAUCUAAAGAAGAUUACAAGAUCCAGUCGUUUGAUUUGGAGACUCAGAAACUGCUCAAAACUGCUUUGAAAGACCCAGGUUCAGUUGACCUGGAGAAAGUGUCCAAUGUAAUAGUGGAUCAGUCUUUGAAGGACCAGGUCUUCAGCAGGGAGGCCGGACGCAUCUGUUACACAAUUGUGCAAGCAGAAGUCAAACAGACUAAUGGGAGCAUAUUUCGGCGUAACCUGCUGAACCGCCUGCAGCAGGAGUUUAAAGCCAGAGAAGAGACGCGGAAGAGGUCCACUCAGGAGUGGGUUUGCCUCGUGUGCUUCAUCUGCAACAUCUUUGACUACCUCAAGGUGAACAACAUGCCCAUGAUGGCCCUGGUGCACCCCGUCUAUGACUGUUUGUUCAGACUGGCCCAAUCUGACGCCCUGAAGAAUGAAGAAGAGGUGGACUGUCUGGUGUUGCAGUUGCAUCGUAUUGGAGAUCAGCUGGAGAAGAUGAACAUGCAGCUGAUGGAUGAGCUGUUCAAUCUGCUGAGGGAUGGGUUUCUCCUGCAGGAGGACCUGAGCUCCAUGGGUCGCCUGCUUCUGCUGGAGAUCCUGGAGUUUCGCGCGGGAGGCUGGACUCUCAGCGACACGGCUCAGAAAUACUACUACAGCGAAGUGACGGACUGAGGCCUCCACCAAUCAGGAGAGAGAAACAAAGGAAGAAAUUGCAUUCGAAAUAGUGGAGGUUAUAUUUUUAUAAUUACCUUUGAUGAAGGCUGGGUGAUUCCCAAGUUUGAGGAUUGAAGACUGGUCAAAGUUAGAUGUAGUUCUGGGUUUUGGUGUUUUCACUUGGUUAGGGGCGUUUGUGGUCUUUUGAUGUUUUGAUGACCAUUUUUAAAGUCAACAUGAAUUCAAAAUUCAUCUUAAUUUUAUACACAUUCCUGCUUUUGUUAAUUAUCCACAUUAUUAAAAAAUUGUCUUCAGAACUUUUAUCAAACUUUUACUUUCACUUCUGAAAUGAUUGUUACCAAGGAUGUUUGUGGUUCAACCAAUGGCAGUGUUUCCCCAAUUACAAAAUCAUGCCCAUUUUUUACGUUCCUAACGCUUUCUCAUUUUUUUUUUUUUUUCUUCUUUUUUUCUUGUUGAAUAUCCUGCUUUUCUUGGAAGUGUCAAAUUACAAAAAUAUGGUGUGAUUUUUUUUUUUUUUUUUUUGAUUCAUGUUGACUUUAAAUCCUGAUGUGAGGGAGCCAGACAACACGGCCUGUCUGAAAACUGUAGUCCAUGUUGUAAUGUUACAGAGAUAUGUUAAUGUCCCAGCAUUCCCUACUAUUAAUAUGUGCAAUAACGCAGUUCAUUCAUAUUUAAGCAACACUCCUACUUCAAAUCCAGCUUCUGGAAAAAAAGGAGUUGUAGCCAAAGUGAUUUUUUUCUUUUGUUACAAAUAUGGUACCUUUAGUUUUGUGUCAAAGAUAAACACUAAGGGUUAUAAUCGUAACAUUUUUCUUCAUUGUAGGUGGUUUUAAUAUCAAUCUAUUUAAUUUUAGUAUUUUCUAAUAGAUUAUUACUAACAAAUUAUAUUUGCCUCAGUAGGAGGAAAAGCUAUUUUUAUUGUAUGGUGCAGGAUUACUUUAUAUAACUAUAUAUUUAUGUUCUAUAAUAGAUCUGAAUUUAAAUCAGUAAAAAAACAACAUUCAUAUAAUGCACCAAAAACAGUUUACAAGAGUCACAUUUAAAUACAAUGUUUCAUUUAAGGAUGAUAUUUUUAUACUAUGAAAAGAAGAUUGGAUGUAUGUCCAACAAAACUUAAACGGAUGCUGGAUAAAGGAAUAAAGCAUUGCAGUAAAUUUGUACAGUUGCAAUAAUAUUUUUAUUUUGCAUCAUUUUGAUCUGAUGAAGAUCCACUGGAUUGAAAUGUUAACAAAGUCAGGUGACAUGCCAAAAUUUUGUAUUUAAAAGUAUAAAAAUAAGCUCCUGUCUGGCUGUUUUUGGUCUGAUUGAUUCCUCAGGCUCUUGCAGAUUAGACAAUGACUUGUAUAGUUGUCUUGAUGCACUAAAACAUGGUUUAAAAUAAAGAAAUAAACAAUU